GUUUGAAGGGUAAAUCAGCGUCAAUUGCGUUUGCUGUCCACCAGAAAAAGUAAGCAUUUUACUUCCGCUCGGUCUAUGUGGACUGAUGAAAUGUAGAAAAUCUGUUUCUGGCAGGGGGAAAAAUCGUUUUCCCAACAGCACCAAGAGGAGCCGUCAGAGAAGUAUGAAGAGGGGCAGUGCGGCUGUAGCUGCUGCCGCUGCCACCGGGCUAGUGGGGUGCGGGGAGCCGCUGCUGCAGGACCUGUGCCGGGAGGGGCCCGGCCCCGAGACGCUGCAGGAACCGAGCCCGGAGCCCCGGCGCCUCUGAGAGCCUCCAGCAGCCCAGCUCCGGACGAGGGGGUAUUACAAGUGGAUAAAUAAUGUGCACUGCUCUGAGCCCAAAGGUACGCAGUGGACCUGGCCUCUCUGAUAUGCAUCAGUAUAGCCAAUGGCUGGCCAGCAGACAUGAAGCUAAUUUGCUGCCGAUGAAAGAAGAUCUGGCCUUGUGGUUAACCAAUCUAUUAGGGAAAGAGAUUACGGCAGAAACUUUUAUGGAGAAGUUAGAUAAUGGUGCCUUACUCUGUCAGCUUGCAGAAACUGUGCAGGAGAAAUUCAAAGAGAGCAUGGAAGCUCACAAGCCCGCAAAGAGUCUGCCCUUAAAGAAGAUUCCAUGCAAAGCCAGUGCACCCUCGGGCUCUUUUUUCGCCCGAGACAAUACAGCAAAUUUCUUAUCCUGGUGCCGAGAUUUAGGUGUGGAUGAAACAUGUCUAUUUGAAUCGGAAGGUUUGGUCCUUCACAAGCAACCCAGAGAAGUGUGUCUCUGUUUGCUAGAGCUUGGCCGGAUUGCAGCCAGGUAUGGUGUGGAGCCUCCUGGUUUGAUAAAAUUGGAAAAAGAGAUUGAACAAGAAGAAACACUUUCUUCCCCUUCUCCUUUGCCUUCUCCUUCAUCAAAAUCUUCUGGAAAAAAGAGUACAGGAAACUUACUGGAUGAUGCAGUGAAACGAAUUUCUGAAGAUCCUCCUUGCAAAUGCCCAAACAAGUUCUGUGUUGAGCGGCUUUCCCAAGGGAGAUACCGCGUGGGAGAAAAGAUCCUCUUCAUUAGGAUGCUGCACAACAAACAUGUUAUGGUCCGUGUUGGAGGAGGAUGGGAAACUUUUGCAGGGUAUUUGUUGAAACACGACCCAUGCCGAAUGCUGCAGAUAUCCCGUGUGGAUGGCAAAACGUCCCCCAUCCAAAGCAAAUCUCCAACCCUUAAGGACAUGAAUCCAGAUAAUUACCUGGUGGUUUCUGCCAAUUGUAAGGCUAAGAAAGAGAUUAAAUGAAACUAGUUGGUCACUGCAAGGGGACUCUCAUAAUGGCCUAUAUCCACUUCUCCAGUAGUCAGUUUAGUUCCUAUGCUCUGAAAAUUACUUUGUAAAAAGGCAUAACAUGAAACAUGUCAUCAUUCUGAAAGAUGUUCAAAGCGUAGCACUAUUUAUUUUUAAUGCUUCUGUAGAAAAUGACCUAGUCAAAGAAAUUCUAAACUCAGAUUUAAAUUAGACAAAUUGUAGGCAAAUUAUUUCUUCUCAAUAUGUGAACACAAUGUAUAGAAUAUAAACAAUAUUAGGAACACAAUUCUAGCUAAAGAUAAAAACUGUUAUUAGAAGGAAAAAUUUAGGAUAUAUAGAUAAGUCAACAGAAAGUGCCUACUUUAUGUCUACAGAGCAAAAGCACCCCAGACAUUUUUAUAAUUGCAGGAUUUUAAGCAAAUUUUUAAAAAGUGACAAUUACUGCAAUAAUGUCUUACUAAAAAUACCCAACACUAUAAAUAAGUACAGAGUAUUCACAACAGUAAUCCUUACUGGAAAGGCCACUUCUGAAAAGUUUACAUUCACUUAGAAGAUUGCCUUAAAGUUUAUCUUUUAUCUAUGACCAAAUAUCUAGGGUACUUUUGGAAAUUUUCAGUACACCCCCUUAGAGAAUCACUUGUGAAUUGUUUUACACAUUCCUAAGCACUUGGCUGUGUUUAGACUGAGUUAGUGUAAUUCACACAUAUAAACUGACAUACAUUUAUAUUUUGACAAAAUAAAUUGUACAGUCAAAUUUUCAUUGACUUCAUGUUAUUUUAAAGCAUUUUCUUAAUAAAAUAUAUCUUUAGUUAAUCCUACUUUGCUAUGCUAUCUAGUAAAGUAAGUUCACUGUAGCUAAUGAUGUUACAGACUUAUGUAUACCCUUGUAUACCUAGGACAGGGCUGUUUUGUGCCAAUAAACAGCAGAAUAUUGUCCUCACUGAUUUAAGAAUUAAAAAGAUAAAUUUUAAAAUUUUUA
Trichechus manatus latirostris (Florida manatee) is the source of this 2286-nucleotide messenger RNA. RefSeq names its product growth arrest specific 2 (gene GAS2). Bases 360 to 1301 code for a protein of 313 amino acids. Gene Ontology annotation, molecular function: cytoskeletal adaptor activity; microtubule binding; actin filament binding. The record is from RefSeq and is a predicted model, not a curated record. The transcript has 8 exons. Gene Ontology annotation, cellular component: actin filament. NCBI's taxonomy places the organism in Eukaryota, Metazoa, Chordata, Mammalia, Sirenia, Trichechidae. Gene Ontology annotation, biological process: actin crosslink formation.